AUGAAGGGUAAGAUAGAUGGUCUUUGGAUUGGAAAUUGUGCUGCUCUUAUUAUAAUUGGGAAAGUUCAAAGUUACUAUUCCCUAUUUGCUGAUUUUGUAAGAUUAUGUAAAGACGCACGGGAGAGAACAAUUAGUUAG
Molecule: messenger RNA, 138 nt
Organism: Debaryomyces tyrocola
Lineage: Eukaryota; Fungi; Ascomycota; Pichiomycetes; Serinales; Debaryomycetaceae
Source: the annotation of a GenBank genome assembly